Molecule: messenger RNA, 912 nt
Organism: Opisthocomus hoazin
Lineage: Eukaryota; Metazoa; Chordata; Aves; Opisthocomiformes; Opisthocomidae
Source: RefSeq, a predicted model, not a curated record
AUGAACCCGAGGACCCCAGUGAAGUCCCCAGGACUCCAGCGAGCACCCCAGAACAACAGCAAGCACCCAGGACCCCAGCAAAUCCCUCCAGGACCGCAGCGAACACCCCAGGACCGCAGCGAGAACCCCAGGACUGCAGCGAGAACCCCAGAAUCACGGCGAACCCCCAGGACCGCAGCGAGCACCCCAGGACCCCAGCAAAGCCCACAGGACCGCAGCGAGCACCCCAGGACCCCAGCAAGAACCCCACGACUGCGGCAAAGCCCCCAGGAAAGCAGCGAGCACCCCAAGACCCGAGCAAAGUCUCCAGGACCCCAACAGAACCUACAGGACCCCAGCGAAGACCCCAGAACCCCAGUGAAGCCCCCAGGACCCCAGCGAGCACCCCAGGACCGCAGCAAAGCCCCAGAAACCCAGCGACCACUCCAGGAUACCAGCGAGCACCCCAAAACCCCAGUGAAGACACUAGUGAACACCCCAGGACGCCAGCGAAGCCCCCAGGACCGCAGCGACCACCCCAGGACCCCAGCAAAGCCCACAGGACCCCAGCUAGCACCCCAGGACCCCAGCCAAGCCCCCAGGACCCCAGCAAGCACCCCAGGACCAUGGCGAAGCCACCAGGACCGCAGCGAGGAACCUAGGAACCCAGCGAGCACCCCAGGACCGCAGCGAGCAAACCCCAGCAUCCCAGCGAAGACCCCAGGACUCCAGCGAGCAUUCCAGGAUGACAGCGAGCACCCCAGGACCCCAGCAAAGCCCCCCAGGACUCCAGCGAGCACCCCAGGACCGCAGCAAGAGCCCCAGGACUGCGAGUACCCCAGGACCCCAGCAAAGCCCCCAGGACCCCAGCAAAGUCCCCAGGACGCCAGCGAGCACCCCAGAACACCAGCAAAGCCCCCAGGACCCCAGUGA